GAUAUUGAAACGACUUAUUGCCUUGGUUACCAGGGUAGUUGUCUUGGUCACGCUGUUUCGCUUCGCUUCAACGUAUUUUUUCAGCAAGAAAGCUGCAAUGACUGUUGCUCCUGUGGUUGCGCUUUCACAUGGCGGAGGUCCUCUCCCCAUCCUCGGCGAUCCUGCCCACAAGGAAGUCACCAAUUCCAUGAAAACCCGAGUGCCCAAGAUUCUCAAGCUCGGAACUCCUGAGCAGCCUCGCGCCAUUGUUCUCGUUACAGCGCAUUGGUCAACAGAUAAGCCAGUCAUCUCAUCCGGGGCAGCGCACGAGCUCUUCUUUGACUACUACAACUUCCCUGCGGAAGCUUACGCGCUCAAGUACCCUGCACCUGGCCACCCGGAGGUUGCGCAGGAGGUGAAAGCCGCGCUGGAAGCAGAGGGCCUGCAAUCUGAGCUGGAUGGCAAGAGAGGAUGGGACCACGGCGUUUUUAUUCCAAUGUUGUUGGUGAAUCCCGCGGCCAAUGUACCGAUUGUUCAGCUUUCCGUGCUGGAAUCAGAAGAUCCAACUGAGCACUUGAAAAUGGGAGCUGCGCUGGCAAAACUCCGUCAGAAAAACAUUGCCGUCGUGGGCUCGGGUUUCGCCUCUGUUCACAACUUCCAGGUCUACCAUGAUCUACGUAACGGAGGACCUGGAAAAGUCAAGCAGUGGUCGGAGCGGAUUGGUCGAUGGAACAACGCGCUGGAACAGGCUGUGGGUGCGGAGAGCAAGGAGGAGCGGUGGAAGAGGGUGGCGGGCUGGAGGGAGUUUCCACAUGCGAAUGAGAUGCAUCCGCCGAGGAGGGGAGAGCAUUUCAUGCCGUUGAUUGUGUGUGCUGGUGCGGCGUUGGAGGGGGAGAAGGCGGGAUUGUAUCAGGAUAAGUAUCUGGGAGCGGAGAUUUCGACGUUUUAUUGGGGGGCGGAGACGGUUGCGUGAGAUUUUGGGAGUU
Trichoderma atroviride IMI 206040 is the source of this 965-nucleotide messenger RNA. RefSeq lists its product as uncharacterized. Gene Ontology annotation, molecular function: ferrous iron binding; oxidoreductase activity, acting on single donors with incorporation of molecular oxygen; zinc ion binding. Lineage: Eukaryota; Fungi; Ascomycota; Sordariomycetes; Hypocreales; Hypocreaceae. The record is from RefSeq and is a predicted model, not a curated record.